AAAUUUGUGGCGUUUUAUUUUCAAAAAAAUUAUUCCAUAGAAAACGGGAAGUGCUUCUAAAUUUAAAAAUGAAUUUCGCCCAACUUAGAAAUUCUGUAAACCUAUUAUUCCUGGUUUCAUUGGCAGUUAUCGCUUGGGUCAUAUUAGUUUAUUUUCAAUAUCUUGAAGAAAGGCGAAUGGAGUCUUUCAAAGAAAACUAUCUCGUUAACAUGGAAAUUGCAAAUGUGCCUUGUAAGUCAGAUCAUUUGGAAGUUUUCUUCAACUUUCUUUGCAUAUUCGGUUGUCUCUUUAUUUUGGCCAAAUUGAUCCAAUACUUAGAUCAAUGUUUUUCCAGUCGUUUAAAUAAUGAACCGAAUAACAACACUGUUCGACAGACUGAAGUUCGUGAGGGCAUUCCAGUUGAGCAAAAUUUUCAAGUACAGAUUUCCAACUUAGAAGUAGAGAACUCGAAAUUGGUAGCAGAUCUGAAUCAAAAGAAUCAUAUACUAACAGCACUAUUGGAUAUGAGGCAAAAUAGAGGUGACGAACCUUUGGAUUUAACAAAGGACGCUAUAAUUGGUUCUGUUGCAGCUGCUAAGAAGAAAGCUCUCUCCAAUAUAUACAUUUCCAAUCGUCAUAUUCACUUUAAUCGGCAAAUCUAUGUGAAUGAUGGAGACUACAAUAUUGGUUUGAAUGGCCUUAAUCGUAGAUAUAAACCGGAGCAGCAAACGAAUUGGGGGAAGUAUUUGCAAGCGAGUCACCACAUUUCUAUGAGAGCCUUUGGGGAGUUUGAGCGACCACAUUUCAAUGACGCAUCAUCGGUACCAAUUGUCACUACAGCCGAUCUCCAUCAAAUGCAUGGGCUCGUUACGUUAUAAGAAAACCCGUACUAAUGACCCGUAUAAAUGCCACAAAAAAUUUAUUUUUAAGAUGUUUGUAUGAAAUUAUAAUCCUUUUUAAACUUUGGUUUUUAUUGUCUUGGUCUAGUGGAAAUUAUUUGAAAUUAUUUUGAAGAAUUUCUUCAAAAAACGGCGUUUUUAAUUUUCGGACAAUUUAAAUUUAGAGCUGGUGUAGUAUCCUCCGAAUGCACUGGAUGCUACAAAUACAGCAUAGGAAUUUCCGCAAAAUAUGUUUGGCUUAUAUUUCGGAAUCAACAUACACUUGGGGCAUCAUUAUAACUAUUUAUUAUUUAUUUUUA
Molecule: messenger RNA, 1177 nt
Organism: Teleopsis dalmanni
Lineage: Eukaryota; Metazoa; Arthropoda; Insecta; Diptera; Diopsidae
Exons: 3
Coding region: 69-857 (262 amino acids)
Source: RefSeq, a predicted model, not a curated record